Trematomus bernacchii (emerald rockcod) is the source of this 6057-nucleotide messenger RNA. Its product is annotated as arf-GAP with Rho-GAP domain, ANK repeat and PH domain-containing protein 2. The record is from RefSeq and is a predicted model, not a curated record. Lineage: Eukaryota; Metazoa; Chordata; Actinopteri; Perciformes; Nototheniidae. Bases 327 to 5306 code for a protein of 1659 amino acids. Gene Ontology annotation, biological process: signal transduction. The transcript is spliced from 33 exons. Gene Ontology annotation, molecular function: protein binding; GTPase activator activity.
GUUUUACAAACAGACUCACGUAAAACAAAGGAGACCACAAUAUUAACAAUUUAAAGCUUAAUACUAUUUUAGAGUUUUAGUAGCAGGUACUUCUGCAACUGGUCCUGCACUGAGAUGGGCGUGGUGUUACCGAACACACCGCGGAAACAGACGAGCACGUUCUGAGGGCUCGCGACAGUCAACAGUGUGAAACAAACUGGACAUGGCGAGUGCGCAAAGGUGUGCGGAUGAUGCCUGAGGUUUCCACCUGUUUUAACCUGCAGUUUAAAGCUGACUACUACCUUCCAGAGGCCCUCCUAAUGCAGCAGAGGUGAGACCAGAGCAUCAUGUUGGAGCCUCCGGAUUCCAGCCAGGAGAUCGUGGAGUGGCUGUCCACCCUCCGCCUGUCCCAGUACACCUCAUAUUUCCAUCAAGGAGGCUAUCAAUCUCUUGAAGACUGCAGUGACCUCACAGAUGAGUGUCUCCAGGAGCUGAACGUGAUUCCAACAGGCCAUCGGAGGCGCAUCCUUCGCAGUUUGGAAGCACUAGGCGUGAAGCAGCCGAGCGGUGGAGAGGAAGAUGAAGAGGACGAGAACAGGAGGCGUGGAAGGAGGCCUGUGCCACACCCGAGACGUAUAUUCCUGAAGGAUAAAAAGAGGGGGUCUUCAUGUCACAACCAACAGCCAAAGGAGAGGAUGGAGUUCGAGGAGAGUCAGACUUUGCCUCCUGGAGCCGGACUCGGAACAGAAUUUGAGGACGUCACGGAGAGAAGUGUUCGUCCGCCUGUACCGGCUCCUCGAGAUCCCCAAAAUAUUCAAACAUCCCCUCCCGAACCUCCUUGUGUCCCCACCUCCGUGUCCUCCAGAAGCAGCAGUAGCAGCAGCGAGUUCCUCUCCAUAUCUGAGAUGCCCUCAGACUGGGAGGUUUCCUCAGAGAACCCGUCUCUAUCCAGCACCGACUCCUUCCCCUGUCUGGCUGACGGCCCUCACCCAUCGCUCACUGAAGACAAUUGGGUUUUUCAAGGGAAUAUGGUGGAAAACUCCAUCUACGAGGCUCAGCCCAGUUUUAAGGUUCCUGUUGGUCCACGGCUCACUCGCUCCUACCGGCUGAGGCACCGUCCCGUCCCUCAGAUCCCCAAUCAGCCCACACUGCCACCUCAGGACAGGAGCGCAGCACCGGCGCAAACAACCAGCCUCGAACACCUCACCGGCUCCGAGGGUCCCACCGGUGCAAACGGCAUACAGAAAGCUCCACUUCAAAGAACCUUGACGCCCAUCGCUCCCUAUGGAGAAAUGUUCCUGUACAACAACCCCGAAAGCACUGCGGACCUCGGCCCUAAAGAAGGCUUACAGAAGGGUUUUAAAGACAAGAUAAAACAGAAGAAACACAGAAAAAAGCCACCUAAAAGGAAGAAAUCCAAGGACCAGGACAUUCCCCCUGCUCCAACUAUCCCAGACCAUUACCAAGAUGAAUACUCCACUGUGGAUGAGUGUGCUAGCAUGGUCAGUUUGGACCAAAGUUUCCCCGUCACCCCUGACGCUCCUGCUGUGGGAUCCGCAGCCUCUGGCCCUGAGGAUGGACCUUUAAUCAUGGUGGAGUGUGACCUCUACGCCGAUCCUGCAGACGCUGUGGGAAAUGCACUUCCUGAUAUUUCUCCGUACGCAUGCUUCUAUGGAGCCCCCAAACACCAGGUGCUCAAAGUGGGAUGGCUGGACAAGCUGUCGCCUCAAGGGAAAUGUGUUUUCCAGAGGCGGUGGGUGAGAUUCGACGGCGAGAGCCUGGCCUACUACAACAACGACAAGGAGAUGUACUCUAAAGGUACGAUCCUGGCCAGUGCUAUCAAACAGCUGCGAGGACUUGGCGACAACAAGUUCGAAGUGCUUACCUCGCUUCGGACUUUCGUUUUCCGGGCUGAAAGAGAAGGGGAGCGCCAGGAGUGGAUGGAAAUUCUUCAGACGGCCACGCGCCCCCCCGCCUGCGGCUCCCAGAAGCGCUCAGACAGCCUCCCCCACCCGCCCUCCACAAACAAGCAAGGCUUGCUGGAUCUCCGCGGUUACAAAGGCAGAGUGCUGGUGUCCCUGGCGGGGAGUAAAGUCAGGCUCUGCAAAACAGAACAGGACUAUAAAUCGGGCUUGGCUAUAGCUGAAGUGGAACUGGCUGCUGCCAACAUUAGAGACGUGGACCGCAGGGGCUUUGAAAUCAACACGCCCUUCAAGAACUUCUGCUUCACGGCCGAGUCAGAACAGGAGAAGGAGGAGUGGAUUGAAGCGGUCCAGGAAUCGAUCGCCGAGACACUCUCUGACUAUGAAGUGGCGGAGAAGAUCUGGUUCAACGAGGCCAACAAGAGCUGCGCCGACUGUCGCGCCCCGCAGCCGGAGUGGGCCUCGGUCAACCUGGGCGUGGUCAUCUGCAAGAAGUGUGCAGGGCAGCACCGCUCCCUUGGACCCAGUAUAUCCAAAGUACGGAGCUUGAAGUUGGACAGCAGCAUCUGGAGCAAUGAGCUGGUGGAGCUCUUCCUUGAGGUGGGGAACAAGAAUGCUAACAGUUUCUGGGCUGCUAAUCUUCCCCUGGAGGAGGAACUCUACAGCGGGGCCUCGGCCGAGCAGCGCGCCACGUUCAUCCGCAGGAAGUACAGGGAGAGGAAGUACCGGAGGGUCCUGGAGGGCUUUAAUGAUCUGGAGCAGCUCACCCAGGCACUGUGUGCAGCGGUGGUGAUGCCUGAUGUGCUGCAGACCAUGGAGCUGGUGUUCAGUGGGGCGGAUGUCCUGUGUGCCACGGGGGAUCCGACCUGCUCCACCCCAUAUCUCCUGGCCCAACGCACUGGACUGAAGCUACACAUGGAGUUCCUGCACCAAAACAAACACUCUGAUUUCCCCGUCCUUGAGCAGUGGUCCGAGAGCGCCUCCCUUUCCGAAGCUUCCCUCUUCAUGGAUGGCUUCCUCUACAUCUCCACCGGCGCUUCCAAGACGACGUUGGACCGACGUGGAAGAGAUGACAUGGCGCGUCGUUGGUGUACAUUGGAAGGCGGUUUCUUGAGUUACUACGAGAGCGAGCGAAACCCGUCGGCCAUCGGCAGGGUGGACGCGUCGGAGGUGGUGAGCCUGGCUAUCAGCAACACAGAGACAAUGACUGGAGCCGGGGCUGUGUUUACCGUGGAUCUGUACCUGCAGACGGAGCGGGUACUGAUUGUCGGCGCGGAAACACAGGAAACACAGCAUGACUGGAUCCAGGCGCUAACAAAGUGCUUCGUCCCGUCUAAAGUGGAAGGGCUGGUGCAGAGAGAGGGCGAGCUGAUUGGCAGACUGCACUACAAAGAGGGCCACGACCUGUACCACUGGAGGGUGGGCUGGUUCGUCCUGGAAGGCUCUGCGCUGCACUUCAGCUCGGGAGAAGAAGAAGAAAAGGAGGAAAUGCUUCAACUCAAACAGCUACAGGAGCUCACUGUCUCCACACAUACGGAGGGGGAGGAAAAGAUCCAAGUCCUGCUGAUGGUGGAGGGAAGAAGAACAGUUUACAUCCAUGGCUUCAACAGGAUGGACUUUGCUCUGUGGCUCUCGGCCAUCACUCUGGCUGCCGGCACAGAUGGAAAGGCGCUGAGCGACCAACAGCUGACCAAAAACAGCGUACCCAUUAUUGUCGACAGUUGCAUUGCUUUUGUCACCCAAUAUGGUUUGUGCCAGGAGGGGGUCUACCAGAUGCCGGGGGACCCUGACCGCGUGGCCCUGCUCCUGGAGGAGUUCACCCGGGACGCCCGUAAUGUGAAGCUGAGGGAGAAGGAGCACCAGCUGGAGGAUGUGACGGACACCCUGAAGAGCUUCUUAUCCCAGGCUGAGGACGCACUGCUGACCAAAGAGCUGUAUCCAUACUGGGUGUCAGCGCUGGAUGAGAAGGUGGAGAAGCAGAGAGUAAAGAAGUACUCCACUUUCAUUGAGAGUUUGCCAAAGAUAAACAGGUCAACCCUUGAGGCCUUGCUACAACAUCUGUACAGGAUUCAGCAAUGUUCCAACCUCAACCACAUGCCGAGCGAAAAACUGGCUUCUGUCUUCUCCUCCCGCUUGUUCCAAACACGGGGACAAACCCCUCAGGAAAUUAGCGUUGUGCAUGACCUCAUCAGCAACUACAUUACACUCUUCAAUGUCAAUGAAGAGCGGGUGCAACAGAUGGAGAGAGAGAACAGUUUCAUCACACGCUGGAACGACAAGAAGGACACCACAUUCUCUCCUGCUGGGGACUUGAUCUUCGAGGUGUACCUGGAAAAGAGAGAGCCAGAAAACUGCUGUUUAAUCAAGGUUUCUCCCAGCAUGCGGCCUACGGAGAUGGCAGAAUCUGCGUUGAGUAUGAGGAACAUCACCUUUAGUGCCGAUGACUUCUGGACCACCUUUGAAGUCAUUGAACAUGGAGAGUUAGAGCGACCGUUACACCACAGUGAGAAGAUCCUCGAACAGGUGCUGGAGUGGAGUUCUUUAGAUUUCCCUAGUUCUGCUUUUCUUGUUAUAAAGAAAUUCACAGGGUCCAGAAGAGUGGCAGACAAGAAAGCGGAUCAGAAGCAGUUUAUAAAAGGAGACUUUCUGAAGUUCAACGAUGGAUCCUCCAAACUGCUGUCGGGGCACAAAUUCCAGGACAAAUAUGUUGUACUACGUGCCGAGAAUCUGCUGCUCUACAGAGAUAUCAAAGGCACUAAAGCAGAGAAAGUAAUCCAACUCAACUCUCUGAAGUGUUACCUGGGCCUGAAGAAAAAGCUCAAACCUCCAACCAGCUGGGGCUUCACAGUCUACACAGAUAAACAACAAUGGCAUUUCUGCUGCGAGACGAGGGAGGCACAGGUCAACUGGGUGACGGACAUCAUCAGGAUGAAGUACGGUUCUGACCUGUGGUCAAUGACUACGAGUAACUCUAAAGAAGCUGCAGAUCCCAAAUACUCCAGAGGGGGAGCUGUGACUGAAGCCCGCAAUGUUCAAAAACACAACACCAGCAAACAGCCGGCAGACAAGAGGUUCUCUCUUGUCGAGAGCACCCUAAAGCCGUUAAAGGACGCCAAGUCCAACACCGGACCCAGCUACCCGAAGCCCAACGACGCGUUCAAGGCCCCAGAAGUCCCGUACCGAAGAACUUCAGUGGAUGCUGGCCAGGCGCAUUGCCCUGCCCCCCCCUCCUCAUCCAGACACCUGCAGCCCAUGGCGCUGCCUCUCCCCUCCCAGAGUGGCUUCAAGUCCCUCGGCAGGAGACCUGUUGUAGGGGCGGAGAGCAUGAUGCCGCCUAAUUUUCUAAAUGAACUCAACUCGGUGCUGACUAGCAAGACCAGUCGCAGUGCCAAGAGCAAUGACUGACACAGAAGAGAGGUAAGAAGAACAUUACAGGGUGUUCAAGGAAAUAGGUGGAGCCAAAGUAUGGUGCUUAAGGUAGGGGGUGAUGGCUCCAACUGGGAUGUAUUAAGGGAUGUCGUUGCAGGUGCGAAAGACAUUGGAGGUCAUGCCGACCUCAGCUGGACACGACGCUGACCCAAGCACUACAAAGCGUGAUGUAUACGCCGCUCUUCUUAAACCAGAACAUGUUGCAAAAAUAUGUUCGGCUGUCAAACCUUAGAAGUUUCCAGAACUCAUACCAAAGUGCUUGCUUCAUGCUUUUACUUUGAAAUGCUGUUUUGACUACAUCUGACAAGUAUUAUGUUUUUUUAUAAUCCUCAUACAGUGAUCUUUAGCUUAGCAUGUUACUUAUUUUUGGCUAUUUUGUUUCUAGCACUUGCUGCAAAAGCUAUAUCAAGGAGUUGCACACUCAAACAAAUGCUCUUACUUUGUACAGGAAGGCAAAGGAAAUAAUGCAUUCAAAUGUAAAAAGAGAGCUGAUAGCAAUGAGAUGCAAUAAUAGCUGAUAUAGGAGGGCAAUAUCACACGUUAUUAUUUAUUUGUAAUUAUUUUUUAAAUAUGUUUCAUAACAGUUCAAAGUAACCCACAGCUUUUUGAUUUGAUUUUUUUACGUAGCAUCGUUUCUUUUAAGCAUUUUAUUGUGUUGUGCACAAUGUUAGCAAAUGUGAUUUAAAUGUACACUAUACAUAUGACAAUAAACAAUGCUUUCACUUGC